Messenger RNA from Fusarium odoratissimum NRRL 54006, 2085 nucleotides. RefSeq lists its product as uncharacterized. Gene Ontology annotation, biological process: nucleotide catabolic process; pyrimidine nucleobase metabolic process. The transcript has 4 exons. NCBI's taxonomy places the organism in Eukaryota, Fungi, Ascomycota, Sordariomycetes, Hypocreales, Nectriaceae. The record is from RefSeq and is a predicted model, not a curated record. Gene Ontology annotation, molecular function: nucleotidase activity. The coding region runs from base 810 to 1688 and encodes 292 amino acids.
CAUGAAACCAAAUUAAUUAUCAACAAUUGAAAUUUCUUUUGUAUUCGCUCUGCAACUAAAUAAUCAUCUGGAAUUGUUUCAUUAAACCUAUUACAACUUUGACUUAGACGGCAUUGGGUUGAAUGUCAUGUGUUAGUGUCAUAGCUCUUACACGGACUGUCCAUUGAGCCUCAAUAUCAAGAACACGACACUUGUGGCCAUACAAAUUCGAUCCUUGAAGAUAACAAAGACUAAUAUCCAUGCUUUCAGGAAGUUCGACUAGUCUAAAGGCCCUGGAUUUAUCGUCUUGUCCUAUCAUUUAGUGUCCGAACCAUGAGGCUCAUGAUGAACUCCCUGUAAGCAUGGAUCAUGUAAACGACUGUAGUAUUACGCGUGGCUCGACAGCCUCCUUUAAGCCCAUGAAGCUUUAUGCCAUGAUGAUCUAGGAGUCGAAGUCCUAUGACCUAUUCACACGUGUUUUUAAAUGGAGAUUCAAUCAAACAAAGGGGUUGUCUUCCAUGACAUUCCUCGAAUGUUUGCUCAACAACAACUCAUAUGUUACCAAAAGCAACUUGUGACAGAAUGACAGUCCCGCGAUCGGAGACCGGAAGACGAUCCGCGCCGAACUUUGCUCAUUAUUCAGCCACACCGCAAGAGUCAUUGGGUGAAACGUAGCGCACCAACGGACGGAUACCGACGAUGACCUACGGAUACUGCAGAGUUGAUCCAAAGAAGCGAUUGAUUACUUACUAGCCUUGCGUUUUUAGCCCAGAUCGCCAUUCCCUAUAAAAUUCUAUUUAAACUGUCUCUCUCCUCCUCAUAGCCAUUCAAUGUACCAAUUACGACCACGUGUCACCGCAAUAUCAUCAUUGAAGCGCUUCUCAAAACCUUUAGUUGCCUCCUCUUUAUUGCUCAACUCAAAUCUUACACCUCGCUAUCCUCACCUUGCCAACCACAACCCCAGCCUCAAUAUUCAGACUCAUACCAAAUUCAAUAUGGGCAGUACUCAGGACAUGAACCCGGGAAAGCCGGUCCUAUUCUUCGAUAUUGACAACUGCCUCUAUCCGCGGAGCGCAAAAGUCCAUGACAUAAUGGCCAAACUCAUCGAUGAGUACUUCUCCAAACACCUGGAGAUUCCUUGGGAUGAGGCAGUGAAACUGCACAAAGAGUAUUACACCAACUACGGCCUCGCCAUUGAGGGGUUGGUGCGCCAUCACCAAAUCGAUCCUCUGGAUUACAACGCCAAAGUGGACGAUGCUUUACCCCUCGAAGGAAUCAUCAAGCCCAACCCUGAGCUACGCGAACUCCUAGAGGAUAUCGACAAGUCCAAGGUUACUGUGUGGCUUUUCACCAACGCCUAUGUGAACCACGGGAAGAGAGUUGUUCGCCUCUUGGGCAUCGAGGACAUCUUCGAUGGUCUCACAUACUGCAACUAUGCGGAACAACCAUUACUCUGCAAGCCAGAUCCCCGCAUGUACGAGAAGGCCAUGCGCGAGGCAGGCGUCGAGCGUGUGGAGGACUGUUACUUUGUUGAUGAUUCUGCCUUGAACUGCACAGAAGCCAAGAAAUUUGGUUGGACAGCAGCUCAUCUCGUUGAGGAGGGAGUACCAGCUCCCAAAACCCCUGCUUCGCAAUACCAAAUCCAGCAUCUGCGAGAGCUACGGAAUGUCUACCCGCAGUUCUUCAAAUCUACUUCAAACAAGGCAUAGAUUAUGACAUUUGAGGUUGGUUACGAAAUAGAGGGGAUUAUAGGGCAUAUGAUAGAAUUUUUAGACGGUGGCGUUCAAGGCGCUCACUAGGCUGAGAUACCUUUGUAUUAUGGUUUUUCAACAAAAAUAAUAAAAUGCUCGUUUGCAUGGGCUGUCAGCCUUCCAUUUGGUUAUUCGUACCCUGAACUCCUCGCUACGCAUCAAUAAACGUGUCAAAAACAGACCGAACCCGUAAUUAUGGUCGUCGUAUGCUGCGAAUAACACUGUCAAGCUCAGACAAAAUCUGAUCUUUCUCCUUGAUUGCUUCUUGGCGUUGGGCUUCAGCAAUCUUCAAAUCCUCCUCCAGCUCUUUGAUGUAUCUCUCCUGAUCCAUCUCACUGUUGUCUAAGCCGGGGAG